UUCAAUAAGCGAUUACCAUGAGCUCGCCGCAACAGAAGCAAAACAUACAUUUCGUCUAUCUCACAGAUCCAACUAAAGACAGUGCAAUAUCGUCUCACAGAGCUGCAAAAUCACAUGCUGCGCGUCACGGCCAUGCAAGAGUACGUAGGCAUAGAAUGAACAAGUACCAACAGCAGAAGGAUAAACAUGAAGGGGGCAAUCAAGUACCACAUGCAUCCGCCUCAGACUCAGCGGUAAGCGCUGGCCGUACAGGCUCUGCGGAAGCCUCAAGUUCCAGCCAUGCGAAUGAAGGUGGUCGUGAAAUAAUUCUAUACCCUCCUCGCGCAUCUCAGCCUCUUUUUUUGGAAACGUCAACGAUUUCUUCAUUCCAUAAGAAUGUAUACUCUGUUCAUGGCCUUGAGUUCAACCGCACAGAGCAAUUUCUUUUACACCACUAUGUAACCUUUGUUAUUCCCUUUGGCAAGCGGCAUUGCAGAAAAUACACAAAUUCUGAUGUAUGGAAACGCUUCAUGCUCACGGAACUGAUUCCUCUCGCGCUAUCAAACUCUGGAUUGCUAAGCGCAAUCUUGCUCUCUUCUUGCCGUAGCCUUUUUAAGCAAGAGCAAAACAAAUAUUAUGUAGAGUUAGCUACUUACUAUAAGUUAGCUUGCUUACGGUCUAUGAGUGAACUACUUGCAUCGCAGAAUCGCCAGGUGAGUGACUCAGCCAUCGCCCAGGCUUCUUUGCUCGCUGCAGAUGAGAUCAAUAUUGGGGAUAGAAAUACGUCAAAGCAGCACAUGGAUGCUGCUAAAAGCAUGGUUGAUCUGAAAGGAGGAAAUGACAAGCUUGGUUUAAAUGGUUUUCUCGGCGCUCUGGUAGAUACCUUAACCUGCGCAGUAGCACUUCGGAAUCCAAUUGCAACCCACAUACCAGAACCUUAG
Trichoderma asperellum CBS 433.97 is the source of this 920-nucleotide messenger RNA. The record is from RefSeq and is a predicted model, not a curated record. NCBI's taxonomy places the organism in Eukaryota, Fungi, Ascomycota, Sordariomycetes, Hypocreales, Hypocreaceae.